This is a messenger RNA of Nerophis lumbriciformis (worm pipefish), 675 nucleotides long. RefSeq names its product Sjogren syndrome nuclear autoantigen 1 (gene ssna1). NCBI's taxonomy places the organism in Eukaryota, Metazoa, Chordata, Actinopteri, Syngnathiformes, Syngnathidae. Gene Ontology annotation, biological process: axon extension. Gene Ontology annotation, cellular component: centrosome; axon; ciliary basal body. The record is from RefSeq and is a predicted model, not a curated record.
AAGUAGUAGCAGUUUAAAAAAAAGUGAAGAAGACGUUUGUUUGAGCGGCUCACUUCAAAGAAGACCAUUUGACAGAAAGAUUUCCGAGCUCGACCAUUUUCUUUAAGAAGUCACAUAUUUAACUCGUCGCCGACGGUGCUCUGUGAGACAAACAAAGUCGGGCUCCGCCCAGAGCUUUCUACUUAAUUCGAGAACUUUGAUUCGUGCAGUUAACGUUAGUUAGCAUCGGUUGUCAGCUGAUGCUAACAUGACCCGGCAGGCUGCUGCUCUACAGACUUACAACAAUGAACUCGUCGAGUGUAUUGAGGACCUGUGCUCCAAACGGGAAGAGUUGAACCAACAAAUCAAGCUGGAGGAAGAAGAGAAGGAGCGACUGCAGCAUGACAUCCACGUCCUCGCUGAGAAGCUGAGCAGGGUCAACGAAAGCCUCGCUCAAAGACUGGCUACACGCGCCACCUUCGACCGCACCAUCGCAGAGACCGAGGCUGCCUACACCAAGAUCCUGGAGAGUUCCCAGUCUCUACUCAGCGUCUUGAAGCAUGAGGCACAAAACGUCAGUAAAGCCAUGGAGCCUCGCAGGAAAGAGCACUAAUGCACAGGAAGUGGGUCUUGAAAAACUGUUCGAAACAUGUUGUUUUUACACAAAUAAAGUCACCGAUUUCUGACAAAAUCUCA